Molecule: messenger RNA, 3468 nt
Organism: Bufo bufo (common toad)
Lineage: Eukaryota; Metazoa; Chordata; Amphibia; Anura; Bufonidae
Gene: DPF3
Product: double PHD fingers 3
Exons: 11
Coding region: 4-990 (328 amino acids)
Biological process (GO): nervous system development
Cellular component (GO): nucleus; nBAF complex
Source: RefSeq, a predicted model, not a curated record
AAGAUGGCGACUGUCAUUCACAACCCCCUGAAACCACUUGGGGAUCAGUUCUACAAAGAAGCGAUUGAGCACUGUCGCAACUACAACUCAAGGCUAUGUGCUGAACGCAGUGUUCGCCUCCCUUUUCUUGACUCACAGACUGGUGUAGCCCAGAACAACUGCUACAUCUGGAUGGAGAAAAGGCACAGAGGACCAGGUGUGGCUCCGGGACAGUUGUACACAUAUCCUGCUCGAUGUUGGAGAAAGAAGAGACGUUUGCAUCAUCCUGAAGAUCCAAGGUUAAGACUCCUGGAGAUAAAAGCAGAUGUAGACUUCCCUUUACGGAAAGACAACGUUAUAUCGGAGGGUACCACACUAGAAGCCCUUCUACGGGGUGAAGGACUAGAGAAGAAAGACCUCAGAGAUGAGGACAGUCUACAAGAAAUUCAGAGGGUUUUAGAAAAUGAUGAAAAUGCAGAUGAUGCAAAUGGUGAUGAUGACUUUGAAGAGGAGCUUCCAAAAAGAAAGAACCGGAGCAGGGGACGGGCUCGUGGUGGCAGGAGGAGGAACGAUACUUCUUUUGAUGAGCAGGAUAAACCUUACGUAUGUGACAAUAGUUACAAACAAAAGCAUAACCCAAAAACAGCCGAAAAAGUCUGUGGAAAACGUUACAAGAACAGACCUGGCCUGAGCUACCAUUAUACCCACACUCAUCUCGCUGAUGAAGAAGGGACAGACAGCAGGGACCAAGAAUCUCGAUCUCCAUGUUCCCCUUCCAUUCACAGAAGUGAAAACCAGAAACCUCGCAAAGGAACAGAUGGUGCUAUACUUUCCAAUAACUACUGUGAUUUUUGCCUUGGAGACUCCUCCAUAAACAAGAAAAGUGGACAACCAGAGGAACUUGUAUCCUGCGCAGACUGUGGACGCUCUGAAGAUACCAAAGCAACACCCAUUAAUGGUCCACAGGGCAAUGGAAAUGAGACCAAACUAUCAUCGCACCUGCUGAGCUGAAUUCAGACUGCACUGCAGCAGGAUUGCAAAGGUCACCAUGCCCUACGAUGAUCUACUUCCUACAAGAAAGCAAUCCGAGUUGGUUUUGAUGAGGAUAACAUUGACUUCAUGUAACGAUACUCUGCACCUGGAGUCCAACCCUUGCUUGUGCAAUAUGAGGGAUAUAAUAAUACUGGCGCCUGCUGAAGAUCUUUUUGGGUUUUAAUUUUAUAUACAAAAUACAUAUUUUUAGCUUAGAUUUGGUGUUUGACACCCAAGCUAGUUAAAUGUAAAUUUAACAAACAAAACAAUAUUGCUCCUUAUUUAUUUCAAUAUUUAAACAGAAAAUAGGAUAUCCCAGGGCUGAAGUUGCACAGUAUACUUGUUUUCAUACAUUUUACGUGGACCAGGAGUAUCGUACUAAAAUGAAUGAAAGCACUUAUGCAAAAAGGUGCUGGUGACUUUUUUUUUAAAUUCAUUUUCUAUCCUAUACAAAUGUAAAGUAGAUUUGUUUAGGCUUUUUUUCCCUCCUCACAGGUUUCUUAUUAUGUUUACCAGGGUUUUUUUUCUAAUUUUGUAGUGAAAUUAUUGGUAUGUAUAAGUGAAUAAGAAAUAUACAUUUUGCGUUAUGCUGGCUGGUGCCUGCCACCCCUGCUGAGAUGUUUACCAGGCUGUCAAUCACUGAUAAAAUGGAUAUGCGCUGUACCAAUGUACAAGAAAUUACUGUGACUUACUGUUAAAUCUGCUGCUGAAUCGAUAACGGUACAGGCAACACUGGUAGGGCUCAACUUUUCCCACAAUUCUGUAAGUUAUUGUGUUUUUAAUUAUUUAAUAUUUUUUUUAAGCAGUUGAAUGCAUUCUACAUACCCACAUACAAAUCUAUAAGCAGAGCUCAAAGUUGUGCAGUUUUUUAUUAUAGAAAACCAUUUUUUUUGCACUUGUCAUGGAAUUGAAAUUUCAGUAUUGUGCCAGUAAAAAGUGCCCUUUGGUUGGGCUCACAUACUGCAGUUUGUAUCCAAGGAUCCAUUCCUUCUCUUAAAGAUUUAAAGGGGUUGUCCUGCCAUUUAUAGUGAUUACCUCUGCCCAGGAUAGGUCAUCAAUAUCCAACACCCCUGACGAUCAGCUGUUUGAAGAGGAGGUGGCGGUCCAUGCUAGCGCUGCUCCCGUUCAUUACACUGCCCGUAGUCUCAGAAGUGUAGUGUAAUGACGAGUACUUGCUCUAGUCACUUAAAUACAGCAAGUACUUGUAAUUACAUUAUGCCACAGCUCCAGAAGAGUAGUGUAGUGAAGAGGAAGCAGUGCUCGCAUGGAGCUCUGCCUCCUCUUCGGGAGUAUUGAUUAACUAUACUGGUGAUGGCUCAUCAAUAUAAAUGGCAGGACAACCCCUGUAAGUGGAUCCCAGACCAUACAACACAUUGCUGGGUUUUACUGUGAAGUUAAAGGGGUUGUCCAGUUUCUGAUAUUGGUGACCUAUCCUCAGGACCCCCCACCCCCCACCUGCUUUUUGAUGAAGAUCACAGUUCUCAUGCAAGCACUGCAUUCUCUUUACUUGUCCGCUGUCACCAUUGCAGCUGCAAGCAGUGUAACUACAGCUCCUCCAUCCCAUUCACUUAAAUGGUACUCGGUGUAAAUACAACUGCUCCUUCCAAUUCAAGUGAAUAGAAUGGAGUUGCUGUGAUAACAAUGCUUGCCGCUGCAGCUGAUCAGUGGGGGUGCCAUGAUUUGGACCCCCACCAAUCUGAUAUUGAUGACUUAGCCUGAGGAUAGGUCAUCAAUAUCAGAAACCAGACAACCCUCUUUAAUACAUUGUCCUGAAAGUUUAUGCAGUAUUUUAAUCUUGCAAAUUUGUGAUAACCUAUAGGACAGCAGUCCAUAUUUUAAAAGAAAAAAGUAACUAGCAACAGUUUUCAUCAUAAAAAAAUAAAACCAAACCUAGUUGUCACAUCCUUAGAUGUUUUUUUAAGGCAAAGAGUGAAUCCAAAAGGAAGAAAAUAUAUAAAGUAAAAAGAUAGCUGCAUCCUAUUUUUGACACAAGAAAAUGCAUGUGCAAACUCAUCCUUACCUCAUGAAUCUUGGGGAAUGUACCUCAAAUGAGCUGUGUGUCUGCAACAUUUUUACCACACACACACUCCCUAAAAAAAUAAAAGGAGAAAAAGUGAAGGCCAGAACAUACAUGAUGUUAUUUCAUAAAUGUGUCCCGAAGUCUUCUUUAGAAUAUGAACGAUUUUAUGCUUAGUGGUGAGUAUUAAUGGGAGCUUGUAGUCCAUGCACCAUUCAGUGUCAGUGUUAUAAUAAUGACCACGGCAUCAAGAUUCUGUGUAUAAAGAAGGGACACGUCAUGCCUUAUUGAUGUCACUCCAGAGAGGUUUUGUGUCUAUAGCCAUAAUAUGUGAAAUUGACUGAUUAGAUAUGAAAUAAGCUGUAUGGAAUGAGAGCCCAUUACUUUACUUUCCUGUGGCUGCCUAUGCUGCACUUUCAAUGUAAAUACAGCUGUAUUUU